AUGGAUGCAGUAUUGGACAUGGAGGCACGUGUGCUUGGUAGCAGUUCUUGGGUUUCAGGAUCUGGGAAAAAACGUUGCAUUGGUCAAGUUACUCCUAUUGAAGAACAGGCUUGGCAUGUGCAUACUCCAAGGCCUGUUUCUUUCAAGCUUGUUGCUGAUACCCCUCUUCUUACUGGACAGCAAACGAUCUUUCUUUGCUUUCCAGAUAUGAUUAAAGGCAUGUUUUUGGCUGUAGUUAUUGGACCACCUGUUGUGGUUGCCAUCAUUUUAAUAGUACAGGGUAAGGAGAGCAUUCUAAACAUUCUGGAAACUUUAAAAGAAGAGGGAAAUAGGGUCUUGUUCAAUGCUUUAGCUGUGUUUGCUCUAAGGGAGAUCAACUUAUCAAAAGUAACCUUCUCAACAACAACAUUCUACUUAAGCAGGUGA
Lactuca saligna is the source of this 426-nucleotide messenger RNA. The record is from the annotation of a GenBank genome assembly. NCBI's taxonomy places the organism in Eukaryota, Viridiplantae, Streptophyta, Magnoliopsida, Asterales, Asteraceae.